Molecule: messenger RNA, 424 nt
Organism: Spirometra erinaceieuropaei
Lineage: Eukaryota; Metazoa; Platyhelminthes; Cestoda; Diphyllobothriidea; Diphyllobothriidae
Source: the annotation of a GenBank genome assembly
AUGGAAGAGCUUCUUCUCCGCGAUCAAGGCUGUCUAGGGUCCGCCAGCCAAAUUUAUUGCAUCUAUUCUCAGCGCGGACAUCAAGACCCUACCCGCUGAGAAGACACAAAUUCUACAACGAUGGGCCGAGCACAUCCGAGGCGUCCUCAACCGUCACUCCAUAAUCUCCGAUGCCGCUAUCGCCUUUCUGCAUCAAGUGGAGGCCGACGCCGAUCUCAACCUACCGCCCUCUCUCCACGAAAGCAUCAGGGUCGUGCAGCAGCUCUCUGGCGGGAAAGCGCCCGGAUCAGACGCGACCCCUGCUGUGAUCUACAGGCACGGUGGCCACCAACUCAUGGAUUAUCUGACAGCGCUCCCACGGGAGACAUGGCGUCAAGGAGAAGUCCCGCAGGAUCCGAAGGACAUCGAGGCAUCUCCUUGCUGA